Cuscuta europaea is the source of this 10086-nucleotide messenger RNA. NCBI's taxonomy places the organism in Eukaryota, Viridiplantae, Streptophyta, Magnoliopsida, Solanales, Convolvulaceae. The record is from the annotation of a GenBank genome assembly.
UAUCCAUCGGAAAUCUUAAUCUGCCGGCUACCAUCAACUUCAACGGACCAACAAAGGCCAAAAUCACCGACUAUUCCUAGGACCCUAAACAAAGAGGAUGUGCCAACAAUUCCACAAUUCCCCAAAAUCCAUUCCAUACACAAUUCUUGCCACUCAUAUCUAAUCCACUAAUACACAAUUCUUUAUGACCCAGUUAGAGAAAUAGGAGAAGUCCGAAAAACGUAGAGGAGAAAGAAGGAGCAGAGGAGAUGCAGAGCUUGGAUGCGGAACAUGCGACAAAGAAGUGAUUGGGUAAUUUCGUUUUAAGAUAAAUAAAUCAUUUCUCAUUAUAAUCAUCCCUAAAGUUCAAUUUAAUUACAAAAAUACCUAGGAGCAGCUAGAAGCAAGUAAAUACCAUGUAUGAAGGUAUGUAGAUAUGUAGGUAUGUGGGUGUACACACAUACACACACAUAUACAUACACAUACACACAUAUACAUACUUACACAUACAUACUUACAUACACCCAUGACCCAUCCAUGCAUGGAUGCAUGCAUACAUACAUACAUAAUGGCCUUAUUAUUAGCACUCCGUAUUCCUCCCCUUCCUUUAUUUGUCCUUUAAUUUUUAAUGAAUGCAUGGUUAUUGCAAUCAUUAUAGAGAACUUUCACACAUAUAUUAAAAGAAAAUAGAGAACUUCCACACCAAGGUUCCAUUUUGUUGGAGGAUUUUGGAGGCAAGGAGACAAUAGUUUUAUCAUGAAUAAAGAUUGGAAACAUUUUUCAGACAUGACAAACAAUCACAUAUGAAAACAACACAUUAACCAUAAAAAACAAUUAUCAAUUGACCAUUGAAUAAGUGACCAUUGACCAUCACGCACUCCCGAAGUUAUCAUUGACCACACAAGCCUUUUAGCAAAUGAAUAGACAAAACACCAACAUUAUCAAUUAAACGAAUUGGGAUGUCAUCCUUUUUUUUAUCUACUAAACCAUUGAAAAAACAAUGAAUGUGAUUGGACUAGGCAACAACAACAACAAUAAAAAAGGUGAAAAAAUGAAUGCAUAUCAUAUUCACACAACUCGUCCAUGAGAUUACUUCGAUCCAGCAAAUAAGUAACGAUCUAAUCAAAUUAAGCAUACACUACUUUACCAAAUUACUUUGAUCACAAACAAUAUAAAUAAUUGAUCUGAGAAUAAAGAGUGAUCACGAUUUAUGCGGAUGAUGUGUCGUUGACACUAGUUCAAGAUAGAUGAGAAGCUUGACAAAAAACUCAAAGAAUACUAGUGACAUACCCGAUAAUUUGAGAAGCCCAACAAAAAUUAAGAACUAUGAAAUUAGUGCUAUAGAGAAAUUGGUAUUCAUAACAUCUGAUCCAAACAACUUGUACCAAGAUUGAUAGAUAAAAAAUCCAGACAAUCUAAGAAUUUCCGCUAGAUUUGGUGAAGAACAAAGAAGAAAACAUUCCACUCAUGUCUUGCGGCUAGGGUUUUGGUGUUGCAUGUUCUUUUGAAUAAAUAAACUAGGUUUAGACUGUUACAAAAGUCUAAAUCCGUUCUUCUAAGGGAAAAUGGUUAAAAAGACCCUUAAAUAAUUUCCAAUUCAUCACUUAAGCCCUUCUAUUAAAGAAAACAUCAUAUAAGUACGCUUACUUUUUAAAUAAAUUUCCAAUUGUAAUUUAGGGGUAUUGACAAAUUUUAUAAAAAAAUCAUACUCCCUCCGUCCCGUUGGACUUUGCCAACUUUCCCUUUUAGGUUGUCUCAACAAAAUUUGUCACGUUCCUAUUAAAGUAACUAAUUUGUGGUUCCACACAUUUUUCUCUCCUCUGCACAAAAUCUCAACCACACAUGUUUUAAUAUUCUUAUUUCUCACCUACUUUGCACUUGGCAAAGUCCAUCGGGACGGAGGUAGUAUAAAUUUGAAAAAUAAUGUAAUAAUAAUAUAAAAAUAGUAUAAAUGUAAAAAUGGAUAAAUAUUUCAAAGCUCUCAACAUAAAAUAAAACAAAAAAAAAACAGUGAAAAUGUAAAAAAAUAGAAAAUAUAAAAUGUAACAACCUUUUAAAUAGAUGUAGAAUAUACAAAUAAUUUCAAAUUUUCAAAAAAAAAUGACUUUGAGCUUCUAAAAAUUUUCAUAAUUUUUAUCUGUAUUUCUAUAAUUUUUUAAAAAUAUAUAUAAUUUUUUAAUAUAUAAAACCUUUUAUUAUAGGUUAAAAUUGAAUAACCGACCAAAUGGGUCAAUUUUUUAAAGUAGGUGUACUUAUAUGAUACUUCUUAUAGUAUGUAAAACCGUCCCUAAAUAUAUUUACUUUUAUGUAAAUCAUGUAUUGAACCUUUUGAAAUGGUUAAUGAAUUUAUGAGAUUGUAAAUUUUUGUUAUUACGUUUGCGUGCAUAGUGAAUUGCACGUGGGGCCCACAUCGGGAGCGGGGACCACACUAUAUUUAUGGGACCACAUAUUCUAUUCAUCUUGGUCUAGAUAAUAUGUAUAUGGUGGUGGAUAUUUUUGUUGGGUCAGAGAAAAGGCAUAGAGUUGACCCGUUGGUCAAACGAAGCCCAAUUACCACUAUUGGCAAUUUAUCGGAUAACAGCCUGAAAUGAGUUUCGGAGACAUCUAAAUUAAAGUUGGGGAAUGUACUUUCAUUAUAAAGGCCUAUAGUGAUUAAAAACAUGUGUUAUAUUUUAUUUGACCCGAUAAAAUAAAAUAUAAUUAAAACAGACCGAGAAAUACAACUUCCGGGACCGAAUGUACAGUCCAGGGCACAAAGGGAUGACCUCCCACAUGAGUGGGGGUCACCCCACGUUUUUUGUGCUCAAAUUAAUGAGAGGGGGCUGGUUUGACUUGGAGGUGAGGUGAUGAGCAUCAAUGUAUAAGGGUAAUAAGGGGUCCCCUUUUUCCUCACCAUUUGCCAAAAGAGACAAAAAGUGGCAUCCCCUCCUCCCUUCAACCAUAGAGCUCGACCAAGGCCUUCCAAGAGAGAGAAAAAGAAGCUCCAAGUUCAUCCUCCAUUGCUGCAAACCGAGCUCAAGCAAGGUUGAUCCAAGGAAGAAGAUUAAAGAAGAAAAAAAGUUAGGGAAAGUGUGAAGGAUUAAGUUUAUAACCUUAUAAUAACUUUUCUCCUACUUUUUAACUAUCAUAUGACAUAUAUAUCAUAUGGAGGAACCCUAGAAUUGUUCCACAUGUUUAGAAGUGUAGAAUGAGGGGUUGGAAGGUGGUUCUAAGUCCAAGAACGGACUUAGAAGCCAAAAUGACCGGUUCGCCGGAAAAUAACCUUUUAGAGGUUAUUUGUGUUGAUAACUUGAUAUGGGUUUUGUGAUGAUAAAACCAUGUUAAGAGCUUGACUAAAGUGUUCCUAUAAUUCUCCAUAUUGCUUUACUUCCGAGUUCAAUCUUUGGAAGUCUCGGAAUAGUUCUUCUGGUAAUACCCGCGUUGCUCAGGAUGAGUGCUCAGAUUUCUGGCUCAAAGCAUCUGCCACCACAUUAGUUGUUCCCUCGUGUUAUUGGAUUUCCAUGUCGUAAUCACUUAUAAGUUCGAGUCAUCUUCUUUGCCUCAUGUUAUGCUCUUUUUGAGUGAAUAUGUACUUUAAACUUUUGUGGUCACUAUAUAUCUUACAUUGUGCUCCGUAUAGGUAAUGUCUCCACAUCUUCAGAGCAAACACUAUUGUGGCCAACACCAAGUCAAGAGUAGGAUAGUUGACUUCAUGCACCUUUAAUUGUCUUGAUGCAUAAGCCACCACUUUCCUAUUUUGCAUAAGCACACACCCCAACCCCUUCUUAGAUGCAUCGCGUGCCCUUCCGUCCCUGAAGGUAAUGUCAAGACCGGCGCGAUUGUGUGUCUUUUCUUCAACUCCUAAAAUGCUGCUUCGCAAUCUUCAUUCUGAUGGAACUUGGUUGUCUUCUUCGUCAAGUUGGUUAACGGUCUUGCUAUCUUGGAGAAAUCUUAAACAAAUCUCCAAUAGUAACCGGCUAAUCCCAAGAAACUUCUUACAUCCGUGACCGAGGUAGGUGCACGCCACUCAAUCACCACUUCAAUCUUGGAAGGAUCUACGGAUGCGCCCUCUUGGGUACUUUUGUAAUAUUACAUUGUUUAAAUUAUAAACUAUGCUCAUGGAUACUUUUUUAAUACUACAUUGUUUUUGGCUUGCGAGCCUACGUUUUGCCAUAUGUGGCUUAUGAUUGACUGUUGAAUAUUUUCCGUUAUUCUAUCAAUCUAUGAUGUGAUGUUGUUAGGUAUGUUUACUUAUUGAGUAUGGUGUGAACGAUGUUCAUGAACGACUUGUGUGAUUAAGUGAGGUUGACUUACAAGUGACGUCAUUUGAUCACACGACGGUUGUACACACGCUUAGAUGCGGUCUGGGGCGUGACAAUUAAGUGGUAUCAGAGCCAGGUUAGUUUCUAAACUAUGUAAUCAACCUCUCACAAGAGAUUUUACAAAAGAGUUUUACCGAAAACCAUGAGCAUUAUUUUAUUUUGGCGUUUAUAGAACGAUUGUCACCUAAGUUUCAAGGUCUCUAAUUGUUAAGAUGGUACCCUUAACAAUUGGUAUGGCGGUGACUUGGGUCAAUAUGUGUCUAUAACGUUUUCCGUCAGUUGACAUUGAUUGGAGUCUAAUGACUCGUUCAAAUUCCUUUUCAGAAAUGGAGGGUAGACGUAUGCAAACAAGAAACAAUCCGAGAGGGAAAACACUGGUAGCUUCUAUUGGGGCUAGCCGAGCCGCAUCUCGGGGAUCAAGAAGUGGAAGGGGAGGCCGUGGAGGCUGUGGAAGCCGUGGGGGCCAUCGAGCCCAAACUAUGAGCGACAGUCAUGUUAGCUCAGUGUAUGAAACUAACACCGAGAACUAUGACUCAACCUUUGUUCCCGAGACGGAACGUGAGGAGACCCCGUAAGAUGGGGGUGACAUCCACACCGAUGAGGAGGACAAUGAUGAGAGUGAUGCCUGAUUCUCCCAAGGAGGCAAGGGCCAUUGGGUGUAGGUCCUUUGAUGGCACCGGCGCGUUGCCGCCGAUUGGAUCAAGAAACUGAAGGAUGCAUCGAAAGACAUGCAAAUCACAUCUGACGUGAAGUUAAUUGUUGCUUCACGGUUGCUUGAGGGGGAUAGCUUCUACAUGGUGGGAAAGUGUAGAAGGAAAAGAUCAUGGAACUAUUUCAUGGGAGAACUUUGAAUAGGAGUUCUACGCUCAAUACUACUCUCACUACGAAGUUAAUAUGAAGCAUUGGGAGUACACUAACCUCAAGCAAAGGAAAGGUGCAACUAUUAAGCAAUUGGAGCAAGAGUUUAGAAUCUUGGCUACGUUCUUACAUGAGUAUGCGGCCGAUGAGGACCGUAUGACUGAACAUUUUUUGGAUACCCUACACUUAGACAUCCGUAAUCGGGCCACAUACUCGUGCCACAUGACCUUUAGCGAGGUCGUGGAGCCAGGCAUGCUUGGGGAGACCCAAUGGAAUGAGAGAAAAACAAGAGAUGGGAUUGGUUCAUUAAGACCACCGGCGCAGCCGGCAAAGAAGAAUAGAGAUGCAAGGUGGCACGGACCUAGGCCACAGAAUUUGGGGGCACCUAGAUGUCCCAACUGCACAAAGCAGCACUUUGGAAAGUGCAAUGAACCACCGAGGUGCUUUAAGUGUAGGAAUGCGGGCCAUAUGAAGCCCAAUUUCCCUCAAGUGACGCAAGAUAACGCAUCGGGAGCCGGAGGUGGGAUCAUGACGGGGAGAAACCAUGCGGGACCGUCACACGGAGGCACAGGAAGAGGCGGCGCGUCAACAAGCAACACCGUGUCCGUUAACCAAGGCGGGGCCCAAGCAAGGGUCUACGCCAUGACCGAGGCUGAUGCUCGGGCCAACCCAACUCCGUUGCAGGUAAUCCCUUGUUAAAGCUUGAUAAUAUACAUGUAAUUAUGUGUUAAAAUGUGAUAACGGGUUUGUACGGGCUAACCGGCGACGUUACCGGCCGUUUUCUAGCCAAAAGAAGAAUAAAGGAGGCUGUCCAGGGGGCUAUCGACGCCGGUCCCUGGCCAACCAGCGCCGGUUGUAGCGGCCAAUCCUCUGUAAUCAACCGGACCUCCGGUUUUUGCCCAACCGACCCAUAUUUUUCCCCCAACCGGCGCCGGUCAUGGAUCCAACCGGCGCCUGUCCUGAAAGUUUUUCGUCUGUUAGCGACCGGUUAACCGACCCACGAAACUGCCCGGGUCAGGCCCAACCGGCGCCGGUCAGGCCCAGAACUAGUUUUUCGACUUUUGUAUGACCAAAAUCCAAAAAAAUAAAUAAAUUUCGUUUAUAUAUAAAGGUUGAAUGACAAAAAUACCCUUAUUUAAAUUAUGUUCAUUUUGCACUAAUUUCUUCCCAUUAAAAUUACAGCACUUUAUAGUGCCGUUAAUGCGCAACAUUAAUGCAUGAUUUUACUGCACGUCCGAUAAUUAUCACUGCACUUCCGCCAUAUUUAUUCUCUUCUCAUUCACUUGAGGAAUUUAUUUUUUAGUUUUUGUUUUUUAGAUUAAAUAAUUGUAUUAUUUUACGUCUAAUAAAGUAUAUUACAUUUCAUGAUGAUAUUUCUGCUCUGGGCUACUGCAAUUAUGGUCAUAAUCACUGCAUAACAAAAUUUCUUAAUGCAUUCAUUCACUGUCUUGUACAACAUGUCUAUUACCAUGUAUAUUCACUACAAUUCUCGCCAAUGUUGUACCACUAUCUAUUGCCUUCGAAUCACUGCACAUAACACUUUUUCAAUGCAUUUAUUCAUUGUCCAUGUAUAACAUUAAUUAUUGCCAUGUAAACUCACAUACUCAACAACAUUAUUAUAAACUUCAGUGUUCAUUUUCACUGCACAUGUUCAAUGCCUGUAAACCAUAAUUUUAGAAAACACGAAAUUAAGAAGCCCACAAACCCUAAUCUUGAUUAACCAAAAACCAUCGCUGUAGAAGGAACUCGUGUGGUUGGACGGCUGGUUGCUACUGCCUGGAAGGCAAGAACUAUGACGCCCAUGGUGAACAACACGAUGGCAGGGAGGGCUGUUGCAUCUUCCUUGAGGGUCCAACCUUGAAGGCGGUGGUGGUUGAAGCUGAGACCGUCCAUGGACCAGUGCGUCUCUUUGCCCUCGACAUUAUGGCAUCGAAGACAGGUAUGAGGCAGGCUGUCCGAUUGGUGUCAUAUGAGGUAUGCGAGGGCGAGAGGAAGGAGGGUGAGGACCAGACGGCGGUGCUGCUCGACGGCGGCGGUGCUGCUGCUGGGCGGCUGGACAACGGGUCGUAGAACGGCUGUGGAAGUGGCUGUGCGGUUAAGGUUGGAGACAAGAGGCUAUGGUUGGAAAAAAUGAGAAAGAGCUUAGGGUUUUAUAGACAUAGCUUAAAGGGUAUAUUAGUCCAUACAAAUUAACUAAUUAAUUAUUAAUUACGAAAUUAAUUAUAUAUUACCAAUUUAAAUAUUAUUUUGAAAAAAAAACUAGUUAGGUCAUAGAUUGGGAAAGUGGGAGAGUUUUAGUCAUACCUAGGGUAAUUAUCUCUAUAUUAUUAUCAGUUCGUUCAACUCAUCGGGGUUAAUCAUUAUCAUAAUUGUAUUCUUUAUAUGUUAGAAGUAGAGGUGAGAAAAAUCAGAAGAAAGAUGUCAACGGUUCAUUUUAUCUUUUUAGAUUAUCCGAAUAAAAUAUCUAGAACAAAGUCAACAAACCCAAAAAUUCGAGUUCACUAACGACACCUAAAAUCUAUAGCCCUGAUUUUAACUAAUAUAAAAUCAAUGAGCCUUGUUCCAGUCUCCGAUUUUCACACCCGAAAUCUUUAAGAUAAUUUUCAAAUUAAGCACAAAUCGACUUAGACUAGACCCAUCACACCCCUAAUUAGAAAAACACACAAAGAAGUGUAUGUAAGUAUUAUUAUUACUAUCGGUUAAAAAUAAUAUAAAGACAAAAUUUCAAAAAUAUUACUCCCUCCGUCCCACUUUGUAAGACACUUUACAUUUUACGAUGUUUGACCAACGAUAAAGCAAACGGAUCCAUCUCUGCACUCAAAUUAUUUUUAGACAAAAAUAUUACUUAGUAACUAUUAGUGAUUACAAUUGUGUUAAAAUUUACAUCGUAGUAACUAAAUGUAUGUUAUUGUUAUGUAAAUUUUGAACACAGUUGUAGUCACUAAUAGUUACUAAGUCAAUUUUUUUGUCCAUGUCAUUUUUAUUAGUAAUAUUUAAGAAACCCCCCAAAUAUAAACACAUUUAAUAAAAUGUACAUUGUAAGUUUUUUUAUUUAUACUGUUACAUGGGGCAUCGCAGAUUUUUACCGGCUAAUCAUAAAUGGAGACACGACAUAAGUAGCUUUGAUGAGAAGCUUGAGUUAAGGCCUGCACCUAAAGUGUUGUCUGGCGAUGAAAUUCUAAAGCAAUUAGUUGAUCUUAAAGAAGUUGUAUCAACUUCAAGUAACAGUAAAGCUAAGAAGAGAAAGAGAAAAACUUUGUGGAGAAAAAAGAGCAUUUUUUUGAACUGCCAUAUUGGAGUAGUCUUCCAUUACGCCACAAUUUAGAUGUUAUGCAUAUCGAGAAAAAUAUUUCUGAAGCUUUACUUGGGACAUUUCUAAAUAUUGAUGGGAAAAGUAAGGACAAUGUUAGUGCACGUCUUGAUUUGGAGGAGAUGAAUAUAAGAAAAUCAUUGCACCUUAAAAGGCAUAAUGAUGGAAGUGUGGAGAUGCCUGCAGCUCGUUAUACCUUAUCCUCUCAACAAAAAAGAGAUUUUUGCAAGUUUUUGACUAGUGUGAAAUUUCCUGAUGGCUAUGCUUCUAAUAUUUCACAAAAUGCUUUGCUAAAAAAGAAAAAACUUUCUGGAUUGAAAAGCCAUGACCACCAUAUUAUCAUGAAGCAUUUGUUACCUCUUGCAAUACGUAGCUGACAUAACACUUUGUCAGCACCACUUAUUCAAUUGAGCGCCUUUUUUAGAGAGUUAUGCUCUAAGACAUUACAAACUGAUGAGUUAGAACAACUACAGAACAACAUUGUUCAAAUUCUGUGUGAAUUGGAAAGAAUAUUUCCACCUUCUUUUUUUGUGAUUAUGGUACACUUGCCCAUUCACCUAGCAAGAGAAGCUAUCAUUGGUGGGACUGUUCCAUAUCGCUGGAUGUACCCCAUUGAAAGGUAUCUGUGUAAACUUAAAUGGUAAGUGCGCAAUAAAGGUCACCCUGAGGGUUCAAUAACAGAAGAGUAUCUUUUGGAGGAGUGUUUGACAUUUUGCUCAAGAUAUAUGGAUGAUAUAGAAACGAAAUUCACUAAGAAAGAUAGAAUUUCAGAUGAUUUUGAUGUGCAUUUAUCUUCAUAUUGUUUGUCUAUUUUUAUGACAAGAGGAAGAGCAUUGGGAAAGGCAACUCCGAAAUUAGUUACAACAAAUGAAUGGGAAGAAAUUCACUUUUUUGUGUUAAACAAUUGUGACGAAGUAAAGCCAUUUAUCGUUGAUUACCAAAGUGAAGUUGCAAGUAGCACAACGAUGACAUCCAUUCAGAAAAAAAAAUUCAUUCUAUGGUUUAGAGAUCGAGUGACAACAUUGUCCAAGGAAAAUAACUCGAGUGUUUCGAAACACCUACUAGCACUCGCUCAUGGUCCAAAUCGCGCAGUCACUUCUGUUAAUGGUUACAUAAUUAAUGGUUCCAUGUUUCGCACAGUAAAAUCUGAAAGGGGAAGGGAAACACAAAACAAUGGGGUUGUUGCGAAGGGUGAGAGUGGAGUGGAGAAUCUUGAGUAUUACGGAGUCCUGCAAGAAAUCAUAGAAGCUCAAUAUAUUGGAGCGAAUCAUGUGACAUUGUUUAAAUGCGAUUGGUGAGAUGUUCACAGUCAUGGCAGGGGAAUAGUUACUGACCUCUAUGGGUUCACUAGUAUUAACACCAAAAAAGUGUUAGCUAAUGAUCCUUAUGUUUUUGCUUCUCAAGUAGAACAAGUUUUCUAUGUUGAUGAUGUUGUGAAACCGAAUUGGAAGGUUGUAGUUAAGACUAAGCCAAGAAACUUCUACGAUGUUGCUGAGGAGUCAAAUGGAACUAAUAACAUGGAUGAAACAUAUCCAUAAGCUUACCUUUCUAUAGAAAAUAUUUAGAUUUUGAGUUGACUUUUAACUAGAUCCUUUCUUUUGAUUUUUCAUAUAUAAACAUAUAGUACUAAUUAUUCAA